Messenger RNA from Fomitopsis serialis, 1673 nucleotides. Its product is annotated as 6-phosphogluconate dehydrogenase C-terminal domain-like protein. Lineage: Eukaryota; Fungi; Basidiomycota; Agaricomycetes; Polyporales; Fomitopsidaceae. Gene Ontology annotation, molecular function: phosphogluconate dehydrogenase (decarboxylating) activity; NADP binding. The transcript is spliced from 6 exons. Gene Ontology annotation, cellular component: cytosol. The coding region runs from base 18 to 1532 and encodes 504 amino acids. The record is from RefSeq and is a predicted model, not a curated record. Gene Ontology annotation, biological process: pentose-phosphate shunt; pentose-phosphate shunt, oxidative branch.
CUUCCACACAACCCAACAUGGCUGAUACAUUCACAAAGAUUGGCGUCAUCGGCGCGGGCUCGAUGGGCUCGGGCAUGGCUAUGCUCUUCGCAGAAAACGGUAUCGAGGUCGGCGUCUUCGACAUCAAACCACAGAACAUCGACAACCUCGGCCAAGUCCUCGCAGACGGCCUCGACCGGAGCAUCCACCCGCGCGUACAUUCUUUCAAGGAGUACAAGCCGUUCCUCGAGUUCCUCGGCGGCAAAAGCACACCCAAGCUCUUCGUGUUCAGCAUCCCGCACGGCAGCCCCGCAGACAAGGUUAUAGACGACAUCAACGACUAUCUCACCGAGGGUGACAUCAUCCUCGAUGGCGGCAACGAGUGGUACGAGAACGCGAGGCGCCGCCAGAAGGCGCUGCAGCCUCGCGGCGUGUCCUACCUGUCCAUGGGCGUGUCCGGAGGCUACCAGUCCGCGCGUCGUGGGCCGUCGAUCUCGCCCAGCGGCGACAAAAAGGCGCUUGACUCCGUCUUGCCGCUUCUCGAAAAGUUCGCCGCGAAGGAUCCCAAGACGGGCUUACCUUGCGUGGCGAACCUCGGACCGUCGAGCUGCGGGCACUACGUCAAGAUGGCGCACAACGGUAUUGAGCAGGGCAUCCUUGGUGUCGUCAAUGAGGCUUGGGAGCUGCUGUACAAGUGCAUGCACAUCCCGUUAGAUGAGAUCGCGAAGAUCUGGGAGCAGUGGGGAGCUGAAGGCGAACUGAGACGAAACUUCCUCAUCAACAUAGGUGCCGAAAUCUGUGGUAGACACCACCCGGAUGGUCCGCCGAGUCACGUCUUGAACGAAGUCCAAGACAAGGUUGUCCAGGACGCAGAUGACACGGAAGGAACUGGGUUCUGGACUGUCGUCGAGGCCGCCAAUCGACAUGUCUCCGCGCCCACGAUAGCAAGUGCUCACUUCUUCCGUAUUGCGUCCGCCGACCGGGCCCAACGCAUGAAGGUGGUCGAGAACCUUGGACAAAAUUUGGGCGCUGCGAGGAAACAGCAGGUUGACGAAGCAUUCCGGACGCAGUUUGUGGAGGAUCUUCGCCUUGCGGUGUACUGUACGUGCCUGGCGUCGUUCGCACAGGGACUGAACCUGAUCGCUCGGGCGAGCGAGGACGAAGGGUGGGGCGUAAACCUGGGGACAUGUAUGCGGAUCUGGAGAGAGGGGUGUAUCAUUCGCUCGGAGCACAUCGCCGACCUACUGCAGCCCGCUCUGGAGCAAUCUGGGACGGUCACGAACGUUCUGACGCUGCCCGUUGUCGGGGAGGAGGUCCGACGCACGAUAGGUGCACUGAGGCGGGUGGUCGCGCUGGGCCUGGAGUGGAAUGCUCACAUACCGGCAUUGAGCGCGAGUCUGGAGUAUUUCAAGUACUGUGCGGGGAAACACCUGCCAAGCCAGCUCAUGGAGGCGGAGAUGGACUACUUUGGGGCGCACUCAUAUGACCUCAAGUCGGAGGGGCCUGGCGAGGUUCAGAAGGGGAAACACCACGUUGAGUGGAAGCCCGCGUAGUGCGAGCGGCGGACGUAGAGCGGAGCAGGCGAAAGGCAAGGAUUGAACAUGUACAGUAUCGACGAGCGUAGAGACGACGAGCAGAACGAGAGCGACAGCGGGCGGGUUCAUUCAGACGGCGGGCGGGCGGGAAUCAUGUGA